Tarenaya hassleriana is the source of this 615-nucleotide messenger RNA. RefSeq lists its product as uncharacterized. The record is from RefSeq and is a predicted model, not a curated record. Lineage: Eukaryota; Viridiplantae; Streptophyta; Magnoliopsida; Brassicales; Cleomaceae. The transcript is spliced from 3 exons. Bases 136 to 378 code for a protein of 80 amino acids. Gene Ontology annotation, biological process: mitochondrial translation. Gene Ontology annotation, molecular function: structural constituent of ribosome.
AACCGAGGUCACUGUAAUUAGACUAAAGCUGUGGAGGAUGAAACCCUAAUUGGUCUCUUCUGCCUCCAUAAUCGGCGAUCUGCUUGAACGUCGUGUAUCAGACACGUUCGGUUUGGGUUUCACAUUUGAGGAACAAUGGGGAGAAAAGGUGGUAAUAUGUACAUAAACCCGAAGAAGUUUGGGUCCAUAUCGAAACCGUGCAUGAAGGAAAUGGUGUCAUUUCUCAACUGUUUGGCCCUUAACAACAUCAAGGACGAUAAAUGCGAGAGGUCGAAGGAACUGCUUAACGCUUGUAUGAAUGCCCAGACAAACCAGAAAUCGAACUCCUGGGGAAAUAUCAAUUACCACUUGCAGAGGCUCACCCGUGGAAGAAAGUAGAUUUGUGGAUCUCGUCCCCAUCUCUACAGUCACCCGAGUUUACAUUUAGUCUACAGAUUAUAUUGUUCGGGCAAAUCCUUUCGAUGUUCUUAAACCCUGUGUUUGCAUACUUGCUGGUUCGGUCAUGUAUGGUCUGGUGACAGAAAGUUUAAGGCAUACCAUUUACUGAACAGAAAGAUCAUUUCUUGUCCUGAAAUAAACAAGUUUUAUGUGAAAUACCAGUACAAUGUAAUAUCA